CGUCAUGGUGGUGUGAUGUCUUUGCUCACCAUGUUCGUUACCCAUACAACACAGGAUAACAGCAGUGCGCGGUAUCGAGAGCAACACCGGCAGCGUGUCUAUCGGCGCAGAGUGCGCCAGUGUCUCUGGUUCGUGCUGAAUCUUUACCACCCGAACGGGCCGCCACCGUGCGAUGAAGCGAUCAAACGACGGUUUCAACACUUUCUCGCAAUACCGAUACCGCGUACGCCCGAAGAGCUGGAGGCGCAACGGCAAGCUGUACAGGCAACGACCGCCAAGCCGAAACGCAUCGUCAAGCGCAGGGUGGUCGUGGUGGUGAAGCGACGACGGUCAAGUGCACAUCUUCAACCAUCUACCACCGCCGGAAAGGAAGAGGAGCGUACGAUCUGACAUCAUACCUGUUCAUGGCCCAUUGUAGAAAUGAUCCCCCAAUGUGUUUAUAAUAAUAACGUCACCUUGCAAAAACAAC
Messenger RNA from Anopheles moucheti, 469 nucleotides. RefSeq lists its product as uncharacterized. The coding region runs from base 16 to 390 and encodes 124 amino acids. Lineage: Eukaryota; Metazoa; Arthropoda; Insecta; Diptera; Culicidae. The record is from RefSeq and is a predicted model, not a curated record. The transcript has 2 exons.